AUGGCGUUGUUGGCAAAGAACAAGGUGCGGAGUUAUGGCACGACAACCGUGCUCAACCGCUCCGACAUGUGCAUCGAACACGAUGUCCAAGAUGGAGACUCACUGCAAUCCCUUGCCAUCAAAUAUGACGUCCCGGUGGAUCACAUCCUUCACAUGAACCGGCUCUUUGCAACAGACAGCAUCCACCUGCGUAAGACGCUGUUGAUACCGCAGUCGAAACAGAGCAAGUGGAAGGGCGACGACAGCUUGGACGACGAUGACGAGGAGUCCUUGGCGCUUGACGGCGAUGAGCACUGGGCGCGCCACCCCCAGCAACCGCGACACAACACAGCAGCACACGACGACUACGUCCACACACACGCGAUGAACGACAAGACGCCCGCCCCAGCCACGCUGCACGUGGACGACUUUCUCAAGCAGUUUGACGAGCGCUUUGCCCUCGCAAAAACAGGCAUCGAGACAAGUCUCAAGCAAAUGUCGGCGUCGGUGCAGUCUGCCGGGAACAUGCCGCUGUCAUCGUCCAGCUCACAGCCAUCGUCGUCAUCAUCAUCAUCAUCGCCGUCCUCAUCAUCAUCGUCGUCGUCGUCGUCACGAACAAGGAAGACAGCGAGAGCGAAAGCGAAAGCAACCAAGUCAAAGCAGAAGAAGGCAGCCCCCGCCACCACCUUGUCAUCAUCGACAUCAUCAUCACCAUCCAAGCGUAAGGGCAAGCCUGCACGUGGCAGUCUGCAGGGUGGCGACCAGGCCCUCAUUGAGAAGGACACGCAUCUCUUUGAACUGUAA
This is a messenger RNA of Salpingoeca rosetta, 783 nucleotides long. RefSeq lists its product as uncharacterized. The record is from RefSeq and is a predicted model, not a curated record. NCBI's taxonomy places the organism in Eukaryota, Choanoflagellata, Craspedida, Salpingoecidae. The coding region runs from base 1 to 783 and encodes 260 amino acids. The transcript has 3 exons.